Messenger RNA from Daucus carota subsp. sativus, 1377 nucleotides. Its product is annotated as alpha/beta hydrolase domain-containing protein VTE7. NCBI's taxonomy places the organism in Eukaryota, Viridiplantae, Streptophyta, Magnoliopsida, Apiales, Apiaceae. The record is from RefSeq and is a predicted model, not a curated record. The transcript has 10 exons. The coding region runs from base 162 to 1196 and encodes 344 amino acids. Gene Ontology annotation, molecular function: catalytic activity.
AUUUGUUUACUUGACAGAACCACAAAUGCAUCUCCAAGUACUAACACAACAUAUAUGGCACGCUUGUGACCUCGCCUCCGUUAUCGAGGCCGACCCCUCUUUUGUUUCUUUCUCUACCAGUCCUAGUCCUUGUUUCUAAUUAUAUACAUUCCCAUUUCACCAUGCUUGUAUUGCUGCCUCUCGCCGGCGGCAUUACGCCGGCGACACACCCGGCUUCUAAAAACUCACUCAUUCCUCCACGACGUCGUAUUCUCGUUGUAUCUGCCGCAGAUAGCAACAUCUUUCCGUCAUUUAUCCCGAAACAAGUGGAGAAAGUUAAAGAUUUACAUGCUCAGAAGAUGGCCUCAAGAAUGCAGCAACUCCCCGUUCAGCUUAGUGGCUUAAACAAGCCUAUAUUGAGUAGCUGUGUGAGGCCUAUUGUACUUGCUAAAACAAAUCCGUUGGUUCUUUUACAUGGUUUUGACAGCUCCUGUUUAGAGUGGAGAUACACAUUGCCGUUGCUUGAGGAUGCUAAUUUGGAAGCAUGGGUGGUUGACAUUCUUGGUUGGGGGUUUUCAGACUUAGAAAGUCGUCCAGCGUGUACAGUGGUUUCCAAGCGUGAACAUCUGUAUCAGUUUUGGAAGUCCUACAUUAAAAGGCCUAUGAUACUAGUUGGACCCAGCCUUGGAGCAGCUGUUGCAAUUGACUUUGCAGUCAACCAUCCUGAAGCUGUUGAUAAGCUGAUUCUGAUUGAUGCAAGUGUUUAUGCAGAAGGUACAGGAAACCUCUCUAAGUUGCCUAAAGUUGUAGCCUAUGCUGGGGUUUAUUUCUUAAAGAGUUUCCUACUGCGGUUCUACGCAACUAAUUUAACUUUCAAUGGUAUACCUUUUGAUACCUGUUUAGACUGGUCUCAUAUUGGUCGUUUACAUUGUCUAUUACCCUGGUGGGUGGACACAACAGUAACUUUUAUGAAUAGUGGGGGUUAUAAUGUUCGCAACCUCAUAAAACAGGUAAAGCAUGAAACACUUAUAAUUUGGGGUGAAGAUGACCAAAUUGUAGACAACAGGCUUGCAGUAAGAUUGCACUGUGAACUUGCAAAUGCAAUACUACGUCAAAUACCAGAUUGCGGCCAUAUCCCACAUGUAGAAAAGCCAAAAGAUGCUGCCAAGUUGAUUAUGGAGUUUGUUAAAGCCGAGUCUCUUGUACUCACUAGGUAAUAGGAUAAUUUGGAUAUCGGGACAGAUGGUUAGCGUCUGUUAAUCUUUUCAUUAAAUAAAAGCUCAGUAGGUUUUUUGGUAUUUUAUGUUUACUGUUUUUACUCUGUUGGUAAUGCAUGUAUAGCCAUCAUCUUCUGAAUAAUUGUGACCUGGUUUUUAAAUGUACAGUGUUCUUGGAACA